AUGGACGAGUCUUCAACGUAUCUGCGGUCAGAGGAGACUGCGCCGUCGAAGUUACGCCUCAAGAGGGCAUCGUUUUCGUCACAGACCUCAUCGCACACACUUCAGUCGCUUGGGGGUCUACCGACGCGGCUGAAGAGUCCUCUCCUCGAACGCCACCGCUCACACAGCAUCACUACCAACGGGUCAGAGGCUGCCUCGGAGAUACUUGCGCCUGUGCCGCUGAGACAUCACGUCCUCCAAGUUUCCGAGAGCAGGCAUUGGCUCGGCUUUCCCCCACUACUAGAACCAUCAUCUCGUCCAGUGUCUCCUGUUUCUAAUGCAACUACACCCCCACGCCGAAGAAUUACCCAUCAGCGCACCUUCAGCACUGUUAUGGAAGACGAACGCUUGUCGGUCGCGUCGGUCUCGAGUAUUGGACAUGCACAUCAAUAUGCGGACAAAAAGGGGGAGGGAGAAGGAAGCAUGGGCAAAAGGUGGGUGCGUUGGAUGCACAAAGAGGGCAUGAAGUCUUGGUUCCUCCCUUGCUCGGUGGCUGCAUCGGCCUGGGUGAAGUGGGCGGUAGGCCUGGGGUCGUACUCGGGACAGGGCAAUCCACCAAUGUUUGGCGACUAUGAAGCGCAGAGACAUUGGAUGGAAUUGACUAUUCAUCUGCCCGUUCACCAGUGGUAUACGUAUGAACUCCAAUACUGGGGCCUCGAUUAUCCGCCAUUGACGGCAUACAUCUCGUGGUUAUGUGGAGUAGUUGGCUCGUGGAUUGAUCCGACGUGGUUCACUCUGGGAAAAUCGCGGGGGUACGAAGAUGCAGGCAGCAAAGCGUUCAUGCGCGCAUCCGUCCUCGCGCUUGACAUACUGGUCUACGUACCGGCAUUGGUACUUUUCACUCGCAUAUGGCAAGGUACGCGGUCAGCGCGGACACAGAACUUUGCCCUACUGCUAUUGCUGUUGCAACCAGCAUUGAUUCUCAUUGACUCCGGACAUUUCCAAUACAACUCUGUUAUGCUUGGUUUCACACUAUUUGCGCUGAACUUUUUUGCUACGGGCCGGGACCUGCUGGGUGCAGUCUGUUUCGUCUUCAGUCUAGGAUUCAAACAGAUGGCGUUGUACUACGCUCCGGCUAUUGGCUCGUACCUUCUGGGCAAGUGCUUCUACCUAGGUCCUGUUGAUGGGCCAAAGCUGUUCUUCCGUCUAGCCGCUGUUACAACUGCCACAUUCAUUGUGCUGUUCCUACCUUUUCUUCCACCAUUCGCUCCGCAUUCUGCCAUCUUGCAUCCAAUCGCACGCAUCUUCCCAUUCAGUCGGGGAUUGUUUGAAGACAAGGUUGCAAAUUUCUGGUGUGCGACGAACAUCAUGUUCAAGUGGAAGCUCUGGGCUUCUCCAGAUGUCCUGGUCAAGCUCUCUGCUGCACUCACAGCUGUUGGCUUCCUCCCGAGUGCUCUGGGUCUGAUGUACCAAGGAUACAAGUUGCAAGCCAGUCCUGGCGAGCGGCCUAAGGACCCGGCUCCAGCACCCAUAGUGUCCCUGCUGCCAUACGCGCUCCUUACCUCAUCCAUGUCGUUCUUUCUGUUCUCGUUUCAAGUGCAUGAGAAGACGAUUCUGUUACCUCUCCUCCCUAUGACACUCUUGGUAUCGGGCGCCGCACCAGACUCUUCUACGUUCGAACUGGGCGUGCUGGUGAAUAAUGUUGCGGUAUUCAGCAUGUGGCCAUUGCUCAAGAAAGAUGGUCUGGGCGUUCAGUACAUCGCUCUUUUACUGCUAUGGAAUAGACUCAUUGGAUACAACCCACUGCGGUACAGACCACAGAGCCUCCUGCAGCUCUUGUCCGUUGCCGUUUACUCAGCCUGUGCAUUUUUGCAUAUCCUGGAGCUCUUAGUGUCUCCACCGGCACGCUUCCCCGAUCUGUUUGCUGUGCUCAAUGUUCUCGUCAGCACACCCGUCUUCGCCCUAGCAUGGCUGUGGAGCAUCAAGCAUGGAGUGCAAACCGGAUGGGCUUUGGGCGGUCUGGGUCUGAAGACCAGUGAAAAGAAGUCCACGGAACAUGCCAAUGGUAACUCAGUGAAACCGCCAGUCGAUGUCGGCGCUCUCCCGACCAACGGCAUCGGUCGACGAGCAGGCCUCCGGACGCAGAGUUUGGGUUUUGCGCAGAGCAGACGGAGAGUGGUGCAUCGCAGUAGGGGAAGUGUUGAUCUGGGAUGA
Messenger RNA from Sparassis crispa, 2193 nucleotides. RefSeq names its product Dolichyl pyrophosphate Man9GlcNAc2 alpha-1,3-glucosyltransferase. The record is from RefSeq and is a predicted model, not a curated record. Gene Ontology annotation, cellular component: endoplasmic reticulum membrane. Gene Ontology annotation, biological process: protein N-linked glycosylation. NCBI's taxonomy places the organism in Eukaryota, Fungi, Basidiomycota, Agaricomycetes, Polyporales, Sparassidaceae. The transcript has 9 exons. Gene Ontology annotation, molecular function: dolichyl pyrophosphate Man9GlcNAc2 alpha-1,3-glucosyltransferase activity. The coding region runs from base 1 to 2193 and encodes 730 amino acids.